Molecule: messenger RNA, 896 nt
Organism: Caenorhabditis sp. 36 PRJEB53466
Lineage: Eukaryota; Metazoa; Nematoda; Chromadorea; Rhabditida; Rhabditidae
Source: the annotation of a GenBank genome assembly
AUGUCAUUGCUCUUCGAUCCGGGGUUCGUGAUCCUUCGGGAAGAUCAGAGCAUCAAGCUCUUCAACAUUAUUCUCGUUAUGUCACAAGUGUUCGGUAGGCGAAUCCUCCGAAUUUCCACACACUCCCAUAUUUCAUGUUCAGGCGGUCUCGCAGUGCUGCUCGUGACGGUUUGGAUGAGCGAGUUCGAGAGUGGAUUCGCGUGGAAUGAGGAUCCCGACAAGGAGUUCAACUACCAUCCGACGUUCAUGGUCAUGGGGAUGGUAUUCCUGUUCGGCGAGUCCAUCCUCGUCUACCGCGUGUUCCGCAACGAACGCAAGAAGUUCAGCAAGACCUUGCACGUCGUCCUCCAUUCGGUCGUCCUAGUUUUCAUGCUGAUGGCCCUGAAGGCCGUUUUCGACUACCACAACCUGCACAAGGAUCCUUCGGGCAACCCGGCGCCGAUCGUCAACAUGGUCUCUCUCCAUUCGUGGAUCGGUCUCUCCGUCGUCAUUCUGUUCUGCGUGCAGUACGCCGUCGGAUUCAUCACCUACUUCUUCCCCGGAAUGCCGAUUCCCAUCCGUCAGCUCGUCAUGCCAUUCCACCAGCUCUUCGGAGUUCUCAUUUUCGUUUUCGUCUCCAUCACUGUCGCCAUGGGAAUCUCGGAACGUGCCGCCUGGAAACACACGUGAGCCUCUCCUAUCCGACUACAUUUAAUCUCAGAAUUGUAUUCAGGUGCUGGACGAAGGACGGCCAGAUGUGUGCUCAGCAAGCGACCUCUUCGUUCGUCGGCGUCUUCACCUUCCUCUACACUGUCUGCGUCCUCCUGCUCGUUCUGAAUCCCCGCUGGAAGCGCCAGCCUCUUCCGGAAGAGGAAGGUCUUCAUCAUCUGACUUCCAGCCACUCCAUGUCCGACUGA